AUGCCAAAGGAAUAUCCAUGCACCGAGCCUGGCUGCGGGAAGUCCUUCCUUCGACCAGAACACCUGUCUCGACAUCGUCUGAACCACCGUCCCAAGCAGAUCUACCAAUGCCCCUCAUGUCCCAAGCGCUUUGUCCGCAAGGACCUGCUGCGGAGACAUGAGAAGCGACAUGAGAAGGGCAUGUGGUUCCGCAACUCGGGGGGCUACACGGGCCCAUCGCCCAUGCAGGAUGCCUCCCCAGAUCCUCCCCAACGCUCAGUCCGGGAGCCUGCUGCAAUGUUUACCGUCGAGAAUGACGACGUGCGAGGCGUCCCAACGGCAUCCAGCGAGAAGAGCCAUGACGACGCGGAUGAUGACACCGCCGAUAAAGGUGACCAUCCCGUCAGUCAUGACCAGCAAGCCAUGGUGCCAAUGGACUUUCGCAACGACAUGAUCAACCCCCUGACGGAUGAUCAUGUCGCCUCUCUCUUCUUUGAUCCAUCUUUCAACAUCCCAGAUCCUUCUCUGGACUUUGAAUGGCUCUUUGACAACAUCUCAGCCGAUUUCAACUCCGCCAACGGGGGUCUCCCCGUGGUAUCCCCACAGAGCAGUGCAUCGGCGGCAGGCAUCUCGCCGCCAUCCUUCCCCAUGCAAUCUCCUCACAUUCGCUCCCCAGCUUCCUCUCACUCAUCGUCCUCCUCUCCCUGGGUUGCUGUUCGAGCGAACCUGCUGACGGCGUUGAACACCCUGGCCCCUGACAUUCUCAUGUCCUCGUUCUUCUAUCCCUCCAAUCUGGCCCAUUUCUACGAUCUCUAUUUUGAAAACUACCAUCCUCAUUUCCCUAUUCUACAUAAGCCGACUCUGGACCCGAUGAAGGCCCCUCCUCUACUCAUUGCCGCCAUCGUGACGCUGGGAUCGACCCUGUCAAGCGAUGCCGCUCACUUUGAGACAUCCAUCAAGAUCCACGACUCUCUUCGCUAUAUUAUCUUUAAUACCGGAGAUUUUGAGCCCCCUGCCUCGCUCUGGUGUGUCCAGACGCUGCUUCUAAUACAGGCACACGAGAAAAUGUUUUCGACCAGAAAACACCAUCAAUUGGCACAUAUAUUUCACGGCGCCAUCAUAACUCUCAUGAAGCGAGGAGUGGCAUACUCGUCGGUACAAAGUGCAUCGUCUAAUCGGGAAUUGACGCCCCUGGAACAAUCAUGGCAUCAAUGGAUCGAAACCCAGUCCUCGAAUCGCACUGCCUUCUUCGGCUUUGUCAUGGAUGCGCAGCACAGCUUCAUGUUCGGACACACCUGCAUUCUGUCGGUACACGAUGUGCGUCUGCCAUUGCCGUGCGCAGACAGUCUGUGGGAGUGUGACAAUGUAGAAGAAUGGAGUCGAUUGAUGCGCAAAACUCCAGAGUCUCCUGGCUUCCUUCCCGUCUUGAAAAGGCUUUUGGGGCGCACUCCGAUUCCGCCUCACUGCAGCGCGUAUGCGCGGCUAAUCCUGCUGCAUGGGUUGUUUAGCGUGACAGCCCAUAUGAAGGCAAGAGAUUUGGCUACCCUCGGCGUCGGACGCAUGUCGUCGGCGAGUUCGCCCCGGAUGGGUCCGAUCGACACCUGGAAGGAUACGCUGGAGAGGGCGAUGGACACGUGGUCAUUUUCUCUGGUCUCGCGAAGCUCCUCUCUGGCACUGGAGGCGUCCAAACCUCUUUAUCGGAUGGCAUAUGUGGCCAUUUACACCGAUAUCACCGACAUCCACAUUCUCGCCGGGGCUCCGUCUCUGUUGGGCACUCUGCUGUCGGCGAAUGACCGAUUGAGAGCCACAGCCCGGGUACGCGCGUGGAGCGAUAAGCAAGAGUCGAAGAAGGCUCUCUACCACUGUCUGCUACUCAUCCAGGAGAUCAUCUUCACGGGACAACAGUAUCGGGCGUGCACCGACAAUAUCGCGUUACGGCCGUGGUCUCUGUAUCACGCAGCACUCAUUCUGUGGGCAUACGGGUUUAUGGCACGGGAAAGAGGGUUCCCCCCAGAGAGGCGCCCGUCGAGUAGCGCGGAAGAGUAUCUUGUGCGCAUGCUGAUGCUGCUGCGGAACGACUCUGAGGAGAUUGGCAGCGCAGCACAGCAGACGAGAGAGCUACUGCAAGCUGUGCGGGAAACCCUGGAAGGGUGUCGAUGGGAGUUGCUCCAGGAAGCCUACGAGACACUUGGAAGGUUGAUUGCAACAUGA
This is a messenger RNA of Rasamsonia emersonii CBS 393.64, 2190 nucleotides long. Its product is annotated as Krueppel c2h2-type zinc finger protein. Gene Ontology annotation, molecular function: DNA-binding transcription factor activity, RNA polymerase II-specific; zinc ion binding; RNA polymerase II cis-regulatory region sequence-specific DNA binding. Gene Ontology annotation, cellular component: chromatin. NCBI's taxonomy places the organism in Eukaryota, Fungi, Ascomycota, Eurotiomycetes, Eurotiales, Trichocomaceae. The record is from RefSeq and is a predicted model, not a curated record. The transcript has 4 exons. The coding region runs from base 1 to 2190 and encodes 729 amino acids. Gene Ontology annotation, biological process: DNA-templated transcription; regulation of transcription by RNA polymerase II.